GAUAAGGGAAAAUGGACGAGGCUGUUUCUGUUGAAAUGGCCGCCGACAGCGAGGGUGAGGAAAGGCUCUCCAGAGAACUCAUCAGGAAUAUUUCAAUGAAAAGGGAAGGCAAAUCUACGUUUGUAACUUUUAACGACUUCUUCACGAAAGAUCCCCUAGAUAACUCCAUACCUAUCUGCACGCUCCGAGAAUCGGUUAGCUCAGAACUUGCCCCGGACUCGCCUGUUAAUGAGCAAAGCGCUCUGGAAGAUUUAAGAUCAGACGACACAGAAAGAGUAACAUCAAACGACACAGAACAGGAAGAGAGUGAUGAAGAUAGCGUAGGUACACAGAUUGGCGAAUUAGAUGGUUCAAAACCUAGUCCUGCUUCUUGUAUUUCUGCGGAAGCAGAAAAUUCAGAACAAAAAGAUGCUGCUGCACAAUGCAAAGAUACAGGAAUUGCUACAGAACACGGAUCAGUUUCUCCAACGAUAAAGACGCCAAUCCUAAACCAUGCCGGUUUGACAGGGAAAGAGGUACCAGUAAACACCCCCGUAACAGAGACUUGUGAGGAUAUAUACUUUAAAGAAGGUACGGAUGUUGAAAGUGGACUUGAAAGCGUAGAUGUGCUUCAAACAGCAGAUAACGGACAUGUAUGGGCAAAUUUCAAAAAAGAAAUAUGUCAAGUUGACCCCACAGGAAAAGUUAUUUUUAGGCAGGCCUUUGAAGUUCUUGUCGAUGAUUUCGCUGUACUUGGUUCCAAUUCCGUAUUUCUUGUAGAGUCUCAAAGUAAGACCAUUCGAUUCCUGAAGAUCGAAACUGGAGAACCGGUGAUAACAAUUUUUGACAACGUAUCCCCAGAUACCCCUAAGAAUGUAUGUAUCAACACAAAAACCAGAGAAAUUGUAGUAAGCAUUUUAAUUAACAGAGGGUUCCUCUUUUUUAAACGUGUUCGAACCUCUAUCAGGAAAUAUUCUUAUAAUGGCAAAUGCAUCGAAGAAAACAUUCCUAAAAACAAAGGAACAGUUAUAUUUGAUAGUUCGCUAGACAUGAUUUGUAAUGGAAACGGCGACAUAUGUAUUGCAGCCGUGAAGGGCUUGUCUCACUUCAUUGCUGUAUUUGACCAAUCAGUCAACUUCCGAUUUGCUUACGAUGGCGGAGAAGGAAGACAAAACUCUUUCCGUCCCACUUCCGUUUGUAUAGAUUGUGAUAAUAAUAUCUUAUCCCUGGACUCAAAUAGUAACGCUAUUCACAUCAUUGACCUGAAUGGAACUUUUUUGAGGUUGAUGAGUCCUUUUGGUGACAAUUCAACGAGUCCUAAUUUAAAAACUUUGUGUAUUUUCAAAGGCAACACGUUACUGAUUGGGCAGGACACGGGGAAAAUUCGUGUGGUUAAAUUCACUACUCGCUCGGAGACAACAAAACUUUGAAAGACAUAAUUGCAGUAAUUGUUCGAGUUCUAGCCAACAUUAGUUAUUAGCAACAAUACUGGCAAACCGAUGGGCAGGGAAAGAAAUCUUCUGAUAAAGAUCAAAAUGUUAGAAUGUGCGCCGUAUUGUCAAAGGUUUUUAGCGUUAAACAAUCAUUUUAAAAUUCAAAAACAGGAAAUUAUUGUAUGCAUUUUUGUUUUAAUUUCCUUACAUAGUAAACACUUUUUAACUUCGAUUCUUGUCUGCAUA
Saccostrea echinata is the source of this 1658-nucleotide messenger RNA. RefSeq lists its product as uncharacterized. NCBI's taxonomy places the organism in Eukaryota, Metazoa, Mollusca, Bivalvia, Ostreida, Ostreidae. The record is from RefSeq and is a predicted model, not a curated record. The transcript has a single exon. The coding region runs from base 12 to 1409 and encodes 465 amino acids.